AGAAUCCGUGGCUACUAUAGCGAGUGUAUCGUCGUGCCAGUUGCUGAUCCAGGAGCUGUAACCUGUUCGUUCGCGUAUACUUGCUGGAGUCUUGAAACUCCGAUAAAGUAAUAACGCCGAUCGGCGAGUUCUUCUUUAAGUGCUCCGAUAAUUCGAUGAUUCUAACGUAUCAAAAAUUUAAAUAGCGAACAUUUUCUUAUAUUGAAGUCUAUGAGACUUCGCCAACUACAGUGAUACUCUUACAGACUCGUGCGGAGAUCAUCAUUGCGAAAGAGUCUCGUUCGAAGAUCUCUUUGGCGCAUUGAAAUGACGUCUGAAGAUUAAUUUCUGAUUGAGACAUUGAGAUUUUUUCGAGUGCACUAUAGCCGCGAUUUCACACGGUGCAAUCUGCACGUAGCAGACGAUAAAUAAGACGCGAUCUCUCUCGCGAUCAUGCAAGUCCGCGGCAGAAGUUCAACGCGCCCCUUAGACGCAUCCCGGUGCACGUGCAUCCUGUUGCAGCUCGCGUGCGCGACUAUCAUCCCGAUCGGCGCCGUCGCUCAUUCCCAUAUGAACAUUUCAGACGCCCAGGAAUGCAAGGAUUCAGACUUCAAGUGCACCAACGGCAGAUGCAUACCGAAUAUAUGGCAUUGCGAUGGCGACCGAGAUUGCACGGAUGGCGACGAUGAGGAUCCUGCUAUUUGCAACGACACUUGCCGGUCUGACGAGUUUACUUGUGCGAACAAGCACUGUAUCCAGCAGCUCUGGGUGUGCGACAACGAUAACGAUUGUGGGGAUAACAGCGACGAGAAAGCUUGUGGGCCGACAACUUGUAAUCCUGGCACUGAUUUCGCGUGUUCCGAGAAUUAUUGCAUAACUUCGCGAUGGAGAUGCGACGGCGAUUAUGAUUGUCCCGAUCGAUCCGAUGAAAUAGGAUGCAAGGAAUCUGCGAACAAAGAGAGAACUAGCCAUUGCGACAAGGAGUUCGAUUGUGACGAUGGCGUUACUUGCAUCCAUCAGACAUGGGUAUGUGAUGGUGAGAAGGAUUGUCCGAAUGGUGCGGACGAAUCUCCACAGAGAUGUCACAAUGUUACCUGCAGAUCUGAUCAAUUUCAAUGCGAAGAUCGACGUUCUUGCAUCUCGGGUCACCUAUAUUGCAACGGUAAAGCGGAAUGCGCCGACGAAAGCGACGAGAAGAAUUGCACAAGUAAAAUCGUAAGCUGCGAUCGACGGAUUCAAUUUGAAUGUAGUGAGGGUUCGUGCAUUCCUCUGGAGAAUGUCUGUAACAAAAAUCCAGAUUGUAUCGGCUGGGAGGACGAGAGCGCUGAACUUUGCGGGGUGAAUGAAUGUGCGAUACACAAUGGUGGAUGUUCGCAGAUUUGUGUCGAUCUGCCUAUUGGUUAUCGAUGCGACUGUCACGCGGGUUAUAGACUCAUCGACAAUCGCACAUGCGAUGAUAUUGAUGAAUGUUUGGAGCCCGGCAGCUGCUCUCAGUUUUGCCAAAAUGAAAAGGGCAGCUUCAAGUGUAGUUGUGCCACUGGUUAUCUUAAAGAUCCGCGGAACUCGACACGUUGUAAAGCUGCAGAAGGUCACGCAAGCCUGUUGUUCGCCCGUCGACAUGAUAUUCGAAAAGUAGCUCUGGACCGCCAAGAAAUGACUGCCAUCGUUAAUAAUACAAAAAUGGCAACAGCUUUGGACUUCGUCUUCCGCACUGGGAUGAUCUUCUGGAGCGAUAUUAGCGAAAAGAAAAUUUACAAAGCUCCAAUAGACGAAGGAAAUGAGCGCACAGUCGUUAUCGAGAAUGAUCUUACUACAUCGGACGGAUUGGCAGUUGAUUGGAUCUACAGUCACAUUUAUUGGACAGACUCUGGAAAAGAUACCAUUGAAUUGGCCAAUUUCGAAGGAAAUAUGAGAAAGACUCUGAUACGAGAUCGCAUUCAAGAACCUAGAGCGAUAGCUCUGAAUCCUUUGGAAGGUUGGAUGUUUUGGACAGACUGGAGUGACGAAGCUCGCAUCGAACGAGCUGGCAUGGACGGCACUCAUCGAUCAGUGAUUGUAGGCAAUGAUGUCAAAUGGCCUAAUGGCUUAGCUCUAGACUUGAUCGGCAAGAGAGUAUAUUGGGUAGAUGCAAAGUUGAAUAUCAUAGGGUCCUGCAAUUAUGAUGGUACUGGUAGACGAACGGUUCUCUAUUCUCCGAAUAAUCUCAGACAUCCCUUCAGUAUUACAACCUUCGAGGAUUAUGUAUACUGGACUGACUGGGACAAAGAAACGAUCUUCAAAGCAAAUAAAUUUACUGGGAAAGAAGUGGAAGCCGUAACGUCGAUUAGAACGCUUCAACAUCCGAUGGUAGUCCAUGUAUAUCAUCCUUAUAGACAGCCUGAUGGAAUGAAUCAGUGUCAGGCUGUCAACGGGCAUUGCAGCCAUUUAUGUUUGCCGGCACCUAAAAUCAACUCUAGAUCGCCACUGUUGUCAUGCGCCUGUCCCGAUGGUUUACGGCUAUUGCCCGAUGGAUUGAUGUGCGUGGAAAAUGUUACUACGACCGUUGCACCGUCCACGCAAGCAGCAAUGAUGCCGUUCCAGAGGCUCAAACCUCUGAAUGUUACAACGACUCUCAAUCCAUUAUCCGCAGCAGAUGCAAAUGGAAAGAAAAAUUUAGCAACCGAAUCAACAGAUCCUGGCUUAGUCGCCGGCAUUGUGAUAGGCGUAGUAUCCUUAGGACUAUUAUUACUCGCACUUGUGGCGGUACUCUGCUACAGGCAUUAUCUUCAUCGUAAUGUCACUAGUAUGAACUUCGAUAAUCCCGUCUAUAGAAAGACUACAGAGGAUCAGUUUAGUCUUGAAAAAAAUAGGUUUCCGCUUCCCGCAGCUACAGUUGGAGAGGAGGCUCAGGAACCAUUGACAAGUCCUGGAACAAACGAUUAUGUUUAAGACUCAAUCUGUCUUCACCCAGAGGGCUUAACAGGCUACUGAAAUACUAUAUCGACCAAGUGAUAAAACCAUGUAAAGAAAACCGAGAUAUUUGCGUCGAAAGGGUUUGUCCAAAUGCAUCAUGCCUGCGCUCGCUCGCGAACCUGCCAACCAACUGUGAUUAUGUUUAUUUUUUGUAUCUAUUUCUUUACAAAUUUUAGCACUUUGUCACUCAGAUAUAUGUAUAUUAUGCGUUGCGUGUGCAACAUAUUUAGAUUUGUGCUCAGCGGCAUAAAGGGAGAAAUAUCUAAACAAACUGUUGCCAAAUAUGCGAUCUUAUCUUCAUGUAUCCAAGUAGUUCGAUAAGAGAGUUUAAGAUUCCUAUUUAAUAUUUUUCCCAUUGAGUUAAACACACACAUACAAUAUAUAUAAUUUGUAAUAUAACACUUUUUAGAUGAAUCUAUAUAACAUCAUGGCCUGGCGCACGUAGUGUGUGAUUUUACAUGCGCUAUGUAUAUGUAAGAAAAUAUCACAAUUUGUUAUUGUUUAAUUAUUUAUUUAGGAAUAUGUAGUGUGAAUGUAAACUAUUUUUUUGGUAGUCUCUAGGAGCACAAGAUAUUACUUUUUUUUUUAGUAGUAUCUUAUAGAAGUAAUAUGUAAAUAACGCGAAAUCUUACACAUAACUUUCCUCCUUUCUUCCCGUGAUGUUUGAACUACUUACAAAUUAUUAGACGAGCUGUUAAAACAUGAUAUAAAAGUUAUAGUGCAUACUGUGAAAUAAAUUAUCAUCAAAGUAAAGUAAAGAAUAAGCGAUAUAUGAUUUUUAUUAUAUCUAUUAUUAUAUGCAUAAAAAUUAUACAUAAGAAAAAAAAA
This is a messenger RNA of Formica exsecta, 3759 nucleotides long. RefSeq names its product very low-density lipoprotein receptor-like. The transcript has 10 exons. NCBI's taxonomy places the organism in Eukaryota, Metazoa, Arthropoda, Insecta, Hymenoptera, Formicidae. The record is from RefSeq and is a predicted model, not a curated record. The coding region runs from base 433 to 2907 and encodes 824 amino acids. Gene Ontology annotation, molecular function: protein binding; calcium ion binding.